AUGAUGAAUCUGCAUUCGGUUUAUAUUUUAUUUUUCAUAUUCUCAGUAAUCUACUGCGAUCCUAAAUCGGGAACUGGUAAAGAGACAGCAUAUCGUGAAUUUGAAUAUCGUAUUGUUACUCGACAAUUGUAUGGCACAAACGAGCGAACAGGAAAAGAAGCACAGGGUAUCAGUGAAGGCGAAUUGAACAAAUACGGUCAAGAUGGAUGGCAACUUUGUGGAAUGAUCAAUGCGAAUUUUAUUCCCGGCCUUUGGUCAACUCGAAUCCCUGAUGUUCAAAUGAUAUUCAAACGACCGAAAAUAAAAAGUCGAGUUCAAGCUGGUUGA
This is a messenger RNA of Adineta ricciae, 327 nucleotides long. NCBI's taxonomy places the organism in Eukaryota, Metazoa, Rotifera, Eurotatoria, Adinetida, Adinetidae. The record is from the annotation of a GenBank genome assembly.